AUGCGCUGUCGUUGUAUCCUUUAUUUUGAAGGUUGAAACCGGAACGCGGAAGCGUAGCCGUAAUGAGCAGCAGUAGCACGAGCAUUAGCAGCAAGCUGUCUCCACAUCACUUCACAUCGCGCUAUAUGCCAACAUGAGCUCAAUUGGAACCGGGUAUGACUUGUCAGCCUCCACGUUCUCUCCAGAUGGACGGGUAUUUCAGGUGGAAUAUGCCAUGAAAGCGGUAGAAAACAGCAGCACGGCUGUCGGUAUCCGCUGCAAAGAUGGCAUUGUUUUUGGGGUGGAGAAGCUCGUGCUGUCCAAACUCUAUGAGGAAGGGUCAAACAAACGCAUCUUCAAUAUUGACAGACACGUCGGCAUGGCUGUUGCUGGACUGCUGGCUGAUGCACGCUCACUUGCUGAAGUGGCCAGAGAAGAAGCCUCCAACUUCAGGUCGAACUAUGGACAUGAUAUUCCUCUGAAGCACCUGUCUGACAGAGUGGCUAUGUAUGUUCACGCCUACACACUGUACAGCGCUGUGCGACCGUUUGGCUGCAGUUUCAUCCUGGGAUCCUACGACAAAGACGAUGGUCCUCAGCUGUACAUGGUCGACCCGUCUGGCAUCUCAUAUGGCUACUGGGGCUGCGCUAUAGGGAAAGCCAAACAAGCUGCCAAGACAGAGAUUGAAAAACUGCAGAUGAAAGAGAUGACGUGCAGAGAACUCGUCAAAGAGGUUGCUAAAAUAAUCUACAUUGUGCACGAUGAGGUGAAGGACAAGGCCUUUGAGUUGGAGCUCAGCUGGGUGGGAGAAAUCACCAAUGGACGGCAUGAACUGGUACCCAAGGAUGUGCGUGAGGAAGCUGAGAAAUACGCCAAGGAUUCGCUGGAGGAAGAUGACGACUCGGAUGAUGACAACAUGUGAACCUUGUUAAUGUUUUAUAGUCUCUGCAACAUUUAUUACCAUCUUUUGUUAAUGAAUAAAAUUCAGAAAACAGUG
Molecule: messenger RNA, 976 nt
Organism: Synchiropus splendidus (mandarinfish)
Lineage: Eukaryota; Metazoa; Chordata; Actinopteri; Syngnathiformes; Callionymidae
Gene: psma3
Product: proteasome 20S subunit alpha 3
Exons: 11
Coding region: 134-901 (255 amino acids)
Biological process (GO): ubiquitin-dependent protein catabolic process
Cellular component (GO): proteasome core complex, alpha-subunit complex; proteasome core complex; synapse
Source: RefSeq, a predicted model, not a curated record